AUGAUGAUGAAGAUCAGUAGCAGCGCUACUACUAGUAGUAGUAGUAACGCUCGUAUGACUUUUUCCUUUCCCAAGAUGAUUGUGAAAUCUCUGUUUUUCGCGUUGGUGCUUACUAGCUCCAGUAUGAAGAACAGCAACAACCCUUCCAAUCCUCUCUUGGUCUUUGCCAUUGGUACUGUUACUACUACUAGUAGUAACACCAGUGGCAGCGCCGGUGCCAGUGUGACCUACACCACGUCCUCCAACUCUUCCUUUUUCGGAACUCCCAAAAGAAAGAAGAAAACGGGAAUCGCAGGAUUUCUCGAUUACGCGGAAGACGAAGUGGAGGAAAAGACACUCUGGUUCUACCGCUACUUUGGAAAAAAGGUCAAACACUCCCGCAUUGCCGGUGCCAUUGGUCCUGAUGCUCAUUGCGAUUACGACGAUCCCGUCAAAAUCAAGUACUGUCCUCCCAUUGGAAAUCCACCCUACAACAACAACAACAACAAAUACAAAAAAUACAAAAAAAAUACAAAAAAUACCCCCAAUCCCAAUCAAAAUCAAAACCACAACCCCAACCUCCCUCCCCCUGAUGACACGGUCGAUUUGGGCGGCUUGACUCCAGCCGACCUCGUCAAGUGUCUCGAUGAACCCGAUGAUCCUGAUUGUCUCAGAAUCCUUCAAGGUGACUCCAUCACUUCCUCUUCCAAGGGAUCAGUUUCGCCACGUGAAUCUCGUCUGGCUGCUCCCUCGGCCCCCAAAUCACCCACCAUCGACACCCCCACCAUCGACACCCCCACUGCACCCAAAUCUGACCUCAAAGCUCCAAACGCAUUUGAUGCCACUGGAAAAGUUCCUCCUCGUGAUUCGGCCAAGGCUCCCACUGCUCCGGAUGAUACACCAAAGGCUCCCGCAGCUUUUGAUGCUACCGGAAAAGUGCCUCCCCGUGAUUCUGCUCCCUCUGCACCUGCUGCUCCCACGGCCGAAACAUACAGUGGUGGUGCUACCGGAAAAGUCUCUCGUGAUAGACCCCCUUCUGCUCCUGCUGCUCCCACGACCGAAGCGUUUGAUGCCAAGGGAAAAGUCUCUCGCCCUUCUGCCCCUGCCGUUCCCACCAUUGACACGCCAAAGGCUCCUGCGGCAUUCGAUGCUACUGGAAAGGUUCCUCCCCGUCCUUCGGCUCCCUCUGCUCCCGCUCAGGCACCUCUCGCCUAUGACGCAGCUGCAAGAGGAAAAGUCUCCCGUGAUUCCGCUCCCGCUGCUCCUGCCGUUCCCACGGUAGGAACGUUCGAUGCCAACGGAAAAGUCUCUCGUGAUUCCGCUCCCGCUGCUCCCACUGCCGAAACAUACAGUGGUGGUGCCGGGGCUCGUGUCGAAAGGCCUCUUGCUUUUGGUGGUUCUUCGGGAGGAGCCAUUCCAGAAUCGUCCUCCGGUGCUGGUGCGCGUGUUCCAGGAAGGCCAGGAGCCAUUCCUCUCAGUUUGGGGGCGAAUGGUAGAGCUGAACGUCCUGGAGCUGGAGUUUCUGCUGGAGGAGCCAAUGGACUUCAAGGUGGAUCCGCGCUUCGAGCUCAGGCAGGAGCCCUUGCCGGUGCCAAUUUCGUUACCACCAUGCCCACUGGAACUUCUGAUUUCUUGGCUACACAGGAACCUACCAGGGACGAUUGUUAUGGUAAUAUGCUUGACGGUCGGUUCUGUACUUCCGAGCAGCCGACCAUCUCUGAAGAACCCACCAUGGUGAUGGAACCGACACGCGAAAUCCCACCUGGAAACACUGGAUUCACUGAAGAAACUGAAGAACCCUUGACAUUUUUCAAUAUUGCCGAAACUGGAAUUUGUAAAAUUGAUAUGUUCCCCGUCGAUACGUCGCCCACGCCACAAUUUGGUAAUCCCAUUGACCUGGUCAGCACCGAUAAAGACGCAGGAACCAUCACCUUUACUUUCUCACAGACAUGGACCAAGACUCCCAUCGACUACAUUCACACUGUCUACAUUACUGGAGAAGAGCGUGUCUGUGAUCGCAAGGAAAGAGUCACCUAUGGAAAAACCAAGCAAGAGUUUGAAGCCCUUUGUGAUCCUGUUACCAUGGUCGCCUAUGUCUUGAUGAUUGUCGCUGAUUCCUCUUUCGAAGAACAUGACUCGGUGCCUUUACCUGCUGAGUGUGACCACUUUGGAGAUAUUCACACCGAACGCAAGUACGGAUACUCAUUCCAGCUUCCUUGUGACUGCGAAGAAGGAGACGUCGUUGUCGAUUCUACCGAUCUCGCCUUUCAGGGAAACAUCACUCUUGUUCGCAAUGAUUCAGAUGUUCAGUUCUUUGAUGGCGAAGCCUUUGUCGACAGACCCAAGGACAACGAAACUUCCUCGGAAGAUGAGCAUGCGGAUAGCGUCUCUGGUGCUGCCCAAAUUGCUCGUCGUCCUCCUCAGCUCAACUUUGGAAAUAUUGGCUCAGUGACUCGUGAUAGUUUUCCCAUUCCUGCAGAAGAGUUUGGCGGAGAAGCUCGGGUUACCAGGCCUCCCCUCCCCCCUGCUGCUUCCUCCAAAGCCCAAGGCGGCGGCAGUCUCACACGGGCUCCUUCCGACACCUCAACUCCUUCUGUCGCUGUCAGCUCGGAAGGAUCUGUCGCUAGGAACACGGGGGCUCCUUCUUCCAGUGCCAGUGGCAGUGGCAGCCUUCCUAGGGAAACUCAAGGACCAAGCUCCACAAGUAGCUUCAAUGGAGGAGGCAAGGUUGCCAGGGAGCCUUCUACUACUUCCCCUACGAUUGGCACUAUGCCUCCUUCUGUGGGAGUUUCGAAUCAAGGAAAAGUCUCCCGCGGGGUUGAUACGGCAUCUCCUUCUAUCGGAGUUUCGAAUCAAGGAAAAGUAUCUCGUGGUUCGGAUACGGCCUCUCCUUCUGUGGAAGUUUCGAAUCAAGGAAAAGUCUCUCGUGGUACAAAUACUGCCUCUCCUUCUGUCGAAGUUUCGGAGAAAGGAAAAGUCUCUCGUGGUCCUAGUCCAGAUACGGCAUCUCCUUCUAUUGGAGUUUCGAAUCAAGGAAAAGUCUCUCGUGGUUCUGAAUACGGCCUCUCCUUCUGUCGAUGUUUCGAAUCAAGGAAAAGUCCCUCGUGGUUCGGAUACGGCCUCUCCUUCUGUGACGUUUCGAAUCAAGGAAAAGUCUCUCGUGUUUCUGAGAAAGGAAAAGUCCCUCGUGGUUCCGAUACUGUCUCUCCUUCUGUCGAAGUUUCCGAGAAAGGAAAAGUCUCUCGUGGUACAAAUACUGCCUCUCCAUCUGUCGAAGUCUCGGAGAAAGGAAAAGUCCCCCGUGGCUUCGAAACAACAAGCCCUACGAUCAGCACCAACCCGGUGUCUGCUCCAGCUGCUGUGUCCAGGCCUCCUAGCACCACUGACAGCCCCACAAGUGUCCCUCUUACAAACCCCAAAUUUCCCACCCCUCCAGGCAAGCCCACUCCUGAGACUAAUAGCCCUACCAGUGUAACUACCCCCAAAGAGUCUGGUCCACCUUCUGUACCGAGGCCUCCAAUCACAACGGGUCCACCACAAGGCACAGUGGAACCCUCACCAGGAGUAUCUUCACCUGCUGCUGUGUCUAGGCCCCCAAUUACAUCAAGCCCUUCCGCAGAAACCACUACUUCUCCUGCUUUGGCCACUGCAAGCCCUUCAUAUAUGUGUGAACCUGAAGUUUUGCUGGAUAUUGAAAGUUUUGAGGAUGCUGCUUCUGAGGAGACUUGGUCUUCAGGAUCUCUCUUUACCUUAAGUGAUGGUGGUAUGGAAACUCAAGUUUUGGGACUGAUUGGAAAAGGGAACAGUGAGAUGUCAAAAAUAUUGUCAAUCCCACCGGUAGCUGGUGGAUCAGAACCAACAACAGAAGCAAAGGGAGUCACAAUUGAGUUUUCCCUAUACCAGCUGGACAAGUGGACUCCAAAUGACAAGAUGUAUGCUGUUGUCAAUGGAGUUGAAGUUGACCUUGGAGAUAUGGAGGAAUCCGGUAGCAGUGAGCCCAUCUCGAACAUUCAGAAUGGAAUCACAGUGAACAGGUCCACCCCUACUCAAGGAGCCUUUAUCAAUGGUGGAACUGAUGUUGACAAAAAGCAUUCAGUCACUCUCUCCUUACCAGCCGGCUUGAUUCAAAGCAACACAGUUUCUCUCACUUUUAGAGCUGACACUUCGAAGCCAAUGGACCAAGAGAGUGCUGCAAUUGAUGAUUUGCGAGUGACAGGCUUGUACGAAUGUGAGAAAACAACAGUCCCAUCGUCUGGAGCCACUCCAAGCACAGCCGGACCAUCUGUGGAAACCGGGACUUUGAGCCCUACCACAGUCUCAUCAACGGCAAACACCGGAAGUGUAACUCCCAGACCCACACCCAGCAAGGUUGGUACUCCAGGACCCACACCCAGCUCUUCUGAAGCCACUCCAGUUCCAUCUGGCGAAGGCAGCACUGAGGGUAGCGUUCCACCCAGACCCACCCCGGGCAAAGUUGGCACCCCUGGGCCAACACCCAGUUCUUCUGAAGGCACUCCAGUUCCAUCAGGGGAAGCCAGCACCGAGGGGAGCGUUCCACCCAGACCCACCCCGGGCAAGGUUGGUACUCCAGGGCCCACACCCAGCUCCUCUGAAGGCACUCCAGUUCCAUCUGGUGAAGGCAGCACUGAGGGAAGUGUUCCUCCCAGACCCACCCCUGGCAAGUUGGAACCCCAGGGCCAACACCCAGCUCCUCUGAAGCCACUCCAGUUCCAUCUGGUGAAGGCAGCACUGAGGGAAGUGUUCCACCCAGACCCACCCCUGGCAAGGUUGGCACCCCUGGGCCAACACCCAGUUCUUCUGAAGGCACUCCAGUUCCAUCUGUUGGUUCAACCCCAACCACGGCUGGACCCACCGAAGAAGGCAGCACUCUGA
Molecule: messenger RNA, 4872 nt
Organism: Seminavis robusta
Lineage: Eukaryota; Bacillariophyta; Bacillariophyceae; Naviculales; Naviculaceae
Source: the annotation of a GenBank genome assembly